AGAAUAUGCCUACUACACACAUUUAUCCGAUAGAUGUGCACUAGAGACUAGAGUGGACUAAAUUUCAUAUCUUCACUUUUAUAGCAAGCUCGGAAAAUGAAAUUCCAACUAUCCAAUCAAAGUUAUGAUCACCCUUUACAAAACAAAACAAAAAAAGAAAGAAGCAGAGACUCACCUUUUUGCUAAAACACUGAAAUCAAAUCUAGUGCAAAAAUCUCUUGCACUCCUAUAAUAAUGGCGAAUCCAACAACAAGCAACUACUCCCCUGUAUCAGAUUGGUAUGACCCAGAAUCAACAACUCAACCAGAACCGAACACUCUUCCAUUAAAACACUCACUUAGACGCUUAAAAUCCUUCCUAAGAUUUCUGGGUUUCAUCCAUGAUUCACCACUUUCACUUUCUCUCUCCUCACUUUCAUUCCUUUUCUUAGGUGUUGCAGCUCCUUCAAUUAUCAUCUUUCUCUUUUACUGCGGUUCUUCUGAUCCAUCUGCUUGCCGUAAGUAUCACGUCAAGAAUUUUGAGCUUGAAACUCUUCUUUUUCAGGCUGCUGCUGCUGCUGUCUCUCUCCUUUGUUUUUCCAGGAGUUUUAGAAAAUAUGGCCUUAGAAUCUUUCUUUUUGUUGACAAGUAUCAAGGAAAUGUUGCCCAGUUUCAAUUUCAGUAUAUCUCUAAAAUUGAUGGCUUCUUUCGUUCACUGGCUGUAUGGGUAUUGCCAUGCUUAAUCUUGAAGAUGACACGGGAGAUUGUCAGAAUUAUCUAUGUCUCCAAUGAUUCACUAGUACAAUCUAUAAUGGUUGUGUUUAUACUGCUGGUAUCCUGGACUUAUACUGCUACAAUUUAUCUGUCUGGAAGCACUUUGUUCAGUUUGGUCUGCAAUCUACAAGUGGUACACUUUGAGAACUACAAGAAGCUUCUGGAAAGGAAUUUAGAUGUUUUAGUGUAUAUUGAAGAGCAUAGCCGUCUCACAUAUAAUCUGUCGAAAAUAAGUCACAGAUUCCGAAUAUUCCUUAUUUUGGAAUUCUUGAUUGUAACUGCUAGUCAAAUUGUGACUCUACUGGAAACUACGGGGACUAAUAGGACCAUCAAUUUCAUAAAUGCCGCAGAUUUUGCUAUAUCGUCCAUUGUUCUGGUGGUUGGAAUAAUUAUUUGUCUGCACGCUGCUGCAAAAAUAUCUCAUAGAGCUCAAAGCCUGGCAUCAUUUGCCAGCAGAUGGCAUGCAAUGGUAACAUGCCGCUCAAAUGAGAUGCUAGGAGAGUCAGAACAUGGCGGGAACUUCAAUGUUGCUGGUUCAGCAAUUACAGCAAUGAACUACCCAGAAAGUGACAUGGAUUCAGCUGAUUAUAUAUUACCAUCUAUGAAUUUAGAAUCAAUGGCAAAUGUCUCUUCGUACCGUAAAAGGCAAGCAUUUGUCAUGUAUAUGCAGUCCAAUCCUGGUGGCGUAACCAUUUUUGGAUGGACAGUCAAUCGGGCAUUCAUGGAUACAAUAUUCUGUGCUGAACUCACUGUGGUUACUUUUGUUCUCGGCAAGACACUGACAUUUACAACAAACCAUACUUGAUGAAGGCGGGAUAUGUGCUCCUAUGAUGCAUAUUCUUUUGCCUCUUAAGUGAGGCACAAACUGCUGAUUGAUGGAUGAAAGCUUUUCUUUUCUGAAUAGAGAUAUAGGAGCCCUAAUUGAGGAGCUGAGAUGGAUUAGUUGGAUUAGUCUUGCCUCCAUGGCCCUGACGUCGCUGUUCUAUGUUUACCAAAAGUAUAAGCCGUCACCACUCAGCCAUAGGGCUAGAACAUUAAUUCUGAGAAAGACAUCUUGGUUUCAUGGGGACAGAGGAUAAGUAGUGGUCUUCUGAGACCUUGUGCCUGGCGUCCGGCUUAAAGGCUAGAUGUCUAUCUGGAGUCAAGGUUCCCCUUACUCUUUUCUUGUAUUGACCUGGCUGGUCCUGUCUCAAUUACUGAAUCCCCAAAACUGAUGAAAGGAAAAGGCAAGUUCAAGCUUGAUAAGCCUACUUCACAUGACGGAGAAUUUUAAUUCGUAGAAGCAUACUGGUAUUAUAAUAUAUUCUCUGUUACUAUAAGACCAGCAUAUACUUUUUCCUACGUAUAAAUAAUUAGAUAUUUUUAUGUGCAACAUAGAGUUCUUUGCCAUUACUUGAGAAUCAGCUGAAUGCUAUGUGUUAUGCACCACAGAAAUGCUCAUUUUAACUUUGAAUUUUUUAACCUUUUUCCUAGGCAGUUGUAGAUCCUAGUUAUCUCUAUAGUUAAUAAAAGAACAGCAAUUAACAUGAUUCAGUGUUCUGACAGUUAGAGGAAAGUAAUAAAUGACAUUAAAACUUUGGAACCACUAGAGGUCAAGCAGUGUCCCUACAAAGUCUUGGAUAUCGAAAUAGAGCACACUUUGGCUUCUUGUUUUGCUUGGAGCUUAUUAAUUAGCUGGGACAAAAAGGUAAAUAAUACUUCCUUCAUUUUAAUAUACUUGAUACAUAACAAUUUGGCAUGCAAUUUUAGAAGCAUAAUUUAGACAAAGUAAACAAAUGAAUUACUUAUUAUAAUUCAAACAUGGUUUAAGAUGAGUGAUUAAGUUAAUUCAUGUUAAGAUCAUUGGUGUUAUUUCAUGGUUUUAUCCAUGCACCUUGUCUAUCAUGCUCCUUAAAUUGUAUGCCAAGGAGCUAUGUGUCAAGUAAAAAUAAAGUUGAAGUAUUUUUCAAGUUCAUAUAUAUAGAUAGAUAACUAUGAGAUUGAGAGCUGAGGAGGAUUUUGAUGUCUGGGCCACCCCCCACCUCCGAGUACCACUACCUUCUUGAAGAACAUGCAUAGAAGAGCAAAUUAUAUGGGGAAAUAAGAUCCAAAAUGUGGAGUUUCGUACUUCAAUUUAAGGAGAAAUAUGCCUGAUUAAUUUAGGCGAAGAUACUAUGUGAAUGGCACUUCAAGUAUUUGCAAUUGCUAAAUUUCUUAGGGCGCGUUUGGUUUUGGGUUUUUAGGAAAAGGUUAAGGAAACAAAUAGGUUGAUUCCCUUACUUGUUGUUUGUUAGCACAUUUUAAUCAUUCCCUUUACCCUUCCCUUUCCCCCAAACUCCUCUACUUCCAUUACCCACACCCCCCAAGGUUUCACUUACCCUUUUCGUCCUUUACUCCAUGGUCACUUUGACCAAUGAUUGACUACCACCUCAACCACUAGAACAACCACCCCAACCACUAAACCACCACACCAACCACCGACCCACUACCCCCAGCUACCGACACCACCUCUCAUCGCCCCCUUCACCACCAAAACCAUCACCCACCGCUGGAAACACCAUCCGGUCGCCGGAACCGCCAUCCCCAUUAACGAAAAUACCACGACGCCACCUUAUCAACAUAAACCAACACAUAAGCCACUACCACCCACCCAAAGAUCCCCCAACACUUCUUCAAAACCCAUAACGUACAAUAAAAAAAUUAUGAAUAAAGAUGGAUAAAUAUCUUUUUUUAUGGUUUUGGAUGUCAAAUUCAACUAUAAAAAUUCUAGAUCUAGAAUUUUCAUGGUUGAAUUUGACUUAAAAACCUCACAUUUCACCUUUAAUGGUAAUGGAGAAUAAAAAGUAGAAAAAUCGGUGGUGAGGGGGUUGUUGUCGGUGAGGAGGGGGGAGCCGGCAGGCGGUGAGGGGAGGCGACGGAGAUCGGCGGUGAGGGGAGGCGACGGAGAUCGGCGGUGAGGGAGACUGUAGACCCGCAGCCAGCUGCACUAGAGAGAGAGAGAUUGGUAGAACAUGGUGGAGAAGAGGAAUAGGGGGUUUUUUCAAUCCAAACAACAUUUUUAAACAAAGGGUUUUCCUUUCGUUUCUCCUUGUUUCUCUUUCUCAAACCCCUUCCUAAACCAAACGCCCCUUUAUGGUAGACCUAUUUUUAUUGUUGAGACUAAUUGAUGGCCUAUUCGAGUAAGAAUUUGGCUGUCGUUUAGUUUCUAAUAAAUGUAUAGCAAAGUUAAUAUCUUCUUUUAAUCUGUAUUUUGACUUCCAUUAGAGCAUAGAACCCUCCACUGAACGUCCUUAUCAUCUCUGAGAAUUGUGUCUCGUCUCAAAACUUCCUCUCGCCCUUUCUGAAAAAAUGUAUAGUUCAGUUGUUGCAUUGCUAGUGUAAUGCACUCAAUUUGAUUUUAAAUGAUAAUAGAAUGUUGUAAUUUCUAUUUUAAUGAGUUCAUAAGACUUCCAUUGAUGUGGAUAAACCAUGGAAAAAAAUUUACUCCCCCACCCUUCCCCCUCUUGUUCUUUUCUCACUGGGGAUGUUAAUGGUUAGGACAUAGGUUGGAUGGGACAUGGAUUUGUAUACGUAUCUAUAUAAAGUGUUUUCUUAUGUUGUCUAACACAUCCAUUCGGUUCUAUUUUACGAAUUUUUCACCAAAUACCUCUAAUUCAUUUUCUUUUUAUACAACAUACACCUUCAAUGUUUUACCAUAUACCACUCAAUUUCAUUAGAAUACAUCCUUAUGUCCUUCAUGUCUUAAUGACUAAUUAGCUCCAACUUUGUUAAUCAUUAACCCCUAAUCCUGUUAUUAAAUCCUAAUUAACCUUAAUUGACGUUGUUUCUCUCUCUUCUUCUAUAACUCUUUCCCUCUUCAUUCUCUUUCCAUCUAGCCCUCUCUUUCUCCCCCACCAUCACCACAUGCCAUUACUCUCUUCCGGAACUUUCACUCCUCUAUAUUCGAAAUAUGCCUUUCUAGGAGCAUUACGAUCUGCAGCUCAAAUGGUCCCUUCGGCCACCCCUCCCUCCCUAGAGUAAUGGAAAAUUACUUAGUAUUUGGUGAUAAAUUUGUUUACUUUUAUCAUGUCCAUUUUUUUCCUUAUCUAAAUGUGAUGGAUGUUCAAAUAUCUUGUCUAAGAAUUUCUGUUAAGUUCCUUAACUAUAUUCAAGUGCACUCUUCUUUCCUUAACUACAUAAUGUAAUAAUACGUGCGCUUCGUGAGUGAAAAUUCUAACACUUAGGUUUAUCAUAUGUAAGAAUGAAGAAUUUAUGAGAACAAACAACACGAUUAUCAACUUUAUUCUAUAGCAAGCAAUAAAAGACUUGAGGAAUGAUAUUCCCCCAUCCUUAAGACCUUGGAAUUACUUCAUGAGAGUAUUGCUUACCGUGUGGUUCUUUCCUAGUACUUUCCUUUCGUUGACUCAUACCAACUUUGAUCUAAAAGAUGUCGUUAUUACAUGGAUUCUAGUGCUUUCUCCGUUUCAAUUUAGUUGUGACACUUUUAAAAUCACAGACUUCUGGACAAUUUUUGGAGACGAGAGAGAGAGAAAGAAAAUAAAAGGGUCUCAUGUGAUAGGAGAGAGAUAGAAAGAAGUUAUUACCCAAAAUGAAAGUGUCACAACUAAAUUGAAACUUCCUAAAAUAGGAAGUGUCAACUAAAUUGAAACGGAGGAAGUAUAAAGAAGUGUACAUGAAACAACCACUUGCCUUUGUUCAUCCUGACUACCCUAACUAAAUUUAUUGGUUAAAAAAGGUCAUUCUUUGCCGCAAACAAGGUAAUGGCUUAGUCUUGUAAGUACCUUUCAAGUGACUGAAGGUUUUUUCUUUUGCAGUAGGUCUUACACAACCAUAACCUUUUAUAAGCAUGGAUCGGACACCCUCAUUCUUCUAUUGUGUGGAUAACAUCCUCUUGACUGGAAACAACGCCAAUCUCCUCCAUUUCUUAUCUGGUGUCUUCUCACUUUUCAGUGAGAGACCCUGGCAAUUUGCCUUAUUUUCAUCGGGUUCAGAUUUUAGGUACGUCUUGUCAAUGAAGGACUUUGGCACAUUAAAAUCUUGCAUGGGUAUUGUGAAACCUGUAUCCAUUGCUUUCAAUAUCACUUUGUCCUUGACUGAUGGUUAGUUGCUUUCUCAUGGGCCUGCUCAGUAUAGGACUAUGACCAAGUUUAUAUUGCGUUUAAAUCAUCUGGUACUUAUCUUUUUGCUGUGGUGCACAUUCAUGGGUACUUGGACAUCGUGACGAGAAGCCUGAGUCUGUUGGUGGCAUAUUGUGCUGCGGACAAAGGUGGUCGUAUUGAUAACCGUCACUUCAUUUCUCGUUGACCUGGGAUCCAAGUACUUCUGGUAAUCAAAGAAACAACCCCCCAGUCCCUCAGUUUUUUUUUACAGAGGUUACAAGCUGAGCUAUUGUACAAACUACAAGGACAAAUUGGAUUAUAUCAUUGUCGCCCUGUUCAUCUGUUUUCUGAUGAUAAACAGCUAAGUCUUGAUUAUAUGUGAGUUGAUUGGUCGAAGGAAGGAGUCUGUGCUGCAGAACUUCCCACGAGUGAUAUAUCAGGGUUGUCCUAAUCACUGCGUUUCAGACUGUGGAAGCUAAUCCCUUGUUCCAUUCUGUCCAGAUUGAGGUGUAUAGUAUAUGGUAGUGUAGUAAAGUAUGUAUUGAGGGAAGUCUCAGAAAGCAUGGACGAGCUACAUCAUACAUGCUGGGAAAUUGUAAAGUUACUUUAUGUUAUAUCUAUGGGCUGGGGUUCCCAGUUAGAGCCUCUAACUCUCUAAGCAUAUAUAUUUUUCUCACCAUUUCUAUCGGAUCCUUUGUUGAAUAUUAGAGUUAUGGGCUCUCUGUAUGUUGUUAUUUAUAACACGACCAAGAACUUUUGUCUAUGAUAUAUACUCUCUCUGUUUAUUUUUAA
Molecule: messenger RNA, 6622 nt
Organism: Beta vulgaris subsp. vulgaris (sugar beet)
Lineage: Eukaryota; Viridiplantae; Streptophyta; Magnoliopsida; Caryophyllales; Amaranthaceae
Exons: 5
Coding region: 235-1557 (440 amino acids)
Source: RefSeq, a predicted model, not a curated record